AUGUCUAAUAUCGGCCUCAAAACACAACUUGCCGCCAAACCGGAGUCGGAACGAACGAUCAAGUUCGAUAGCAACGCCAAAAAUGAGGAAGGUACAACGCUGGGCUAUUUCGUUCCAUACGGAGAUACUUCGGCGCGUUCAAAGUCUAUCGUUGAGUAUGCUUUGAAGCAAAGAAGCAAGGCGAAAGAGGGAGGUGUUGUACGUGAGCCCAUAGAUGAGUAUUCGGAUGAUUCAGAUGAUACGAAUGAUUCCGCGGAUGACGUUGAGACUGAAGACGAGUCUGAGGAUGAUUGUGAGGAUGAUUCCGAAGAUGACUCCGGGUCGACGGAUGAGGAUGCGGUGGAAUUAAAGCCGGUGUGGGGGGUGAGAAACGACUCCGAAAUUUUCUGGGAGUUGAGUGAUCUUGUGCGCCGGAAUGAGAAUUAUUUGACAAGACAAAAAAAAUAG
This is a messenger RNA of Morchella importuna, 447 nucleotides long. RefSeq lists its product as uncharacterized. Bases 1 to 447 code for a protein of 148 amino acids. The transcript has a single exon. Lineage: Eukaryota; Fungi; Ascomycota; Pezizomycetes; Pezizales; Morchellaceae. The record is from RefSeq and is a predicted model, not a curated record.